GGAUGUGGAUGAACAGUAAUCCAAUAGACUGGUGCCGUCGGAUAUAGUUCGCGGGUAGUUGUGCGUUGUACCAUAAGGAUUAAUGGCGGAGAAUAGUAUUGAAUUAUUGAUAACGCUCUUGGGAAACACGACGUACGGCGUGUUCAGUCCAAUCUUGUUUUCUGGCUUCCACGAAUUUCGGUGCUCGUUUUGUUUCUGCGACUGGAGAUAUGGUGGGAGUGGAUUACUUGGCCGGAGAGAGAAGGACGGCGGAGUUCGACGUCGCCGCGAUGAAGAUCGUGUGGGCCGGCUCUCGCCGCGCCUUCGAAAUCUCCGAUCGCAUCUCCAAGCUCGUUGCCAGUGAUCCUGCCUUGAGUAAGGAUGGCAGGACUGAGAUGGCCAGGAAAGAACUGUUUAAAAACACUCUAAGGAAGGCUUCCUAUGCAUGGAAACAGAUCAUUGAGCUUCGUCUGACCGAGGAAGAGGCACUGAUGCUAAGGUUCUACAUUGAUGAGCCUGCUUUUACUGAUCUUCAUUGGGGGAUGUUUAUCCCUGCCAUAAAAGGUUCAGGCACAGAGGAGCAGCAAAAGAAGUGGUUGACAUUAGCCUACAAGAUGCAAAUAAUUGGCUGCUAUGCACAAACUGAACUUGGUCAUGGAUCCAAUGUACGAGGGCUUGAAACCACUGCCACAUUUGAUCCUCAAACAGAUGAAUUUGUCAUUCAUAGUCCCACAUUGACUUCAAGCAAGUGGUGGCCUGGUGGAUUGGGUAAAGUCUCCACUCAUGCUAUUGUUUAUGCUCGUCUUAUAACAGAGGGUAAAGACCAUGGAGUUCAUGGAUUUAUCGUCCAAUUGCGGAGCUUGGAGGACCAUAAACCCCUUGCAGGUAUAACCAUAGGAGAUAUUGGAACGAAAUUUGGCAAUGGUGCAUACAACACAAUGGACAAUGGGGUAUUAAGAUUUGAUCAUGUCCGAAUUCCAAGAGAUCAGAUGCUGAUGAGGGUCUCACAAGUUACAAGGGAGGGAAAAUAUGUGAAAUCUGAUAUCCCUCGACAACUUCUUUAUGGGACUAUGGUGCUUGUCCGGCAAAGUAUGGUACGUGACGCUUCCUAUGCAUUGUCCCGUGCAGUGUGCAUUGCUACUAGAUAUAGUGCUGUGCGUAGACAAUUUGGAUCGCAAAAUGGUGGACAAGAAACACAGGUGAUCAACUAUAAAACUCAACAAAGUAGACUCUUUCCCUUGUUGGCUUCUACAUAUGCUUUCCGCUUUGUUGGUGAGUGGCUUAAAUGGCUGUAUACCGAUGUGACCCAAAAACUACAAGCAGGUGACUUCUCAACUCUGCCAGAAGUUCAUGCAUGCACUGCGGGGAUGAAGUCUUUGACUACAACUGCUACUGCCGAUGGAAUUGAAGAAUGCAGAAAGUUAUGUGGGGGGCAUGGCUACCUCUGUAGCAGUGGACUUCCCGAAUUAUUUGCUGCGUAUGUACCUGCUUGUACAUACGAAGGAGAUAACACCGUGCUACUUCUACAAGUUGCAAGGUUUCUCAUGAAAAGUGUUUCCCGGCUCGGGUCUGGUAAACUACAGGCUGUGGGAACUAUAGCCUAUAUGGGAAGAAUUGAACAGCUAAUGCAAUGUCACUGUAAUGUUCAGCAAGCCAAGGAUUGGCUGAAGCCUAGUACAGUGUUGGAAGCCUUUGAAGCAAGGGCAGUAAGAAUGUCUGUUUCAUGUGCUAAGAAUAUUAGCAAAUUUACUAAUCCAGAAGAAGGUUUUGCAGAACUGACGGCUGAUUUAGCUGAAGCAGCUGUUGCCCACUGCCAAUUAAUUGUUGUUUCCAAGUUUAUCGAGAAAUUGCAGCAAGACAUUCCAGGGAAGGGGGUGAAGCAACAGUUGCAGGCGCUUUGCAGCAUAUACUCACUCUUCCUCCUCCACAAACACCAAGGAGAUUUCCUGGCUGUCAACUAUCUAACUCCAAAACAGGCAUCACUUGCCAAUGAUCAGCUCAGGGCAUUGUAUACCCAGGUGCGUCCAAAUGCUGUUGCCCUCGUCGAUGCAUUUAACCACACAGAUCACUUUCUCGGUUCAGUUCUUGGGUGCUACGAUGGAAAUGUGUAUCCCAAACUUUAUGAGGCAGCAUGGAAGAAUCCUCUGAAUGAGUGUGAUGUACCUGAUGGCUACCAUGAAUAUAUCAAGCCUCUGCUAAGACAACAAUUGCUAGCAGCUAGACUCUGAAGCAACAACUGCAAAUUUUCAUUUCAUUUUCACUUAACAUGUUUCAGUAUGGAGCAGAUGUCAGCUAAUCUCUCCAAUUAAUUAUGAAAGAAUUAUAAUCUCCUGAAUGUUAUGGAUUGUACUAUAAUUUGUCAUGGAAAUGAAGAAAAUUUCCCCCCUCUUUUUCUGAUCAA
Molecule: messenger RNA, 2380 nt
Organism: Ipomoea triloba (trilobed morning glory)
Lineage: Eukaryota; Viridiplantae; Streptophyta; Magnoliopsida; Solanales; Convolvulaceae
Product: peroxisomal acyl-coenzyme A oxidase 1-like
Exons: 15
Coding region: 210-2207 (665 amino acids)
Biological process (GO): long-chain fatty acid metabolic process; fatty acid beta-oxidation using acyl-CoA oxidase; lipid homeostasis
Cellular component (GO): peroxisome
Molecular function (GO): fatty acid binding; FAD binding; acyl-CoA oxidase activity
Source: RefSeq, a predicted model, not a curated record